GGGACGGGGCGGCGGUGGCCUGGGCUGCAGCCACGGCCUAUGGAGCAUCGCAUCGUGGGCCCCGGGCCGUACCGGGCCACCAGGCUGUGGAACGAGACGGUGGAGCUGUUCCGGGCCGGGAUGCCCGUGCGGAGGCACCGCUGCCGCUUCAGGCGCUACGAGCGCUGCUUCACGGCGGCCGAGGCGGUGGACUGGCUGCACGCGCUGCUGCGGACGAGCCGGAACUUCGGCCCCGAGGUGACCCGCGAGCAGACGGUGCAGCUGCUGAGGAAGUUCCUGAAGAACCACGUCAUCGAGGACGUCCAGGGGCAGUGGGGGCAGGAAGACUUCGAAGACAGCCGGCGCUUGUACAGAUUUCCUCCUUCCUCACCCCUGAAACCUUACCCGAAGAAGCUCUCAUUUCAAAAGGAUGUUAUUAAGCUUCCAGAAUGGAGCGAUCCCCCACCUGGCGCUUCACAAGAGAGCAUCCCUGUGAAGCCCAUUGUGAUGAACUCGGAGAUGUGGUUCAAGCGUCACAGCAUUGCCAUCGGAGAGGUGCCAACUUGUCGCCUCGUCCACCGCAGGCAGCUGACAGAGGCCAGCGUAGAAGAGAUUUGGAAAUCCAUGACAUUAUCACAUUUACAGAAAAUCCUUGGCCUAGAUUCCUUAGAAGAAGUUUUGGACGUCAAGCUCGUCAACUCCAAGUUCAUCAUCCACAACGUCUAUAACGUCAGCAAGCAGGGGAUCGUGGUCAUGGAUGACAAGUCAAAAGAACUUCCUCACUGGGUACUGUCAGCUAUGAAGUGUUUGGCAAAUUGGCCCAACUGUUCUGACUGGAAGCAGCCUAUGUACUUGGGAUUUGAAAAGGAUGUAUUUAAGACAAUAGCGGAUUACUACGGUCACUUAAAAGAGCCCCUGCUCACAUUUCAUCUUUUCGACGCCUUUGUCAGUGUAUUAGGUCUGCUGCAGAAGGAGGACGUGGCAAUUGAAGCCUUUCAGCUCUGCUGCCUGCUCCUGCCCCCGGAAAACAGGAGGAAGUUACAGCUGCUGAUGAGGAUGAUGGCGCGGAUCUGCCUGAACAAAGAGAUGCCACCGCUCUGCGAUGGCUUCGGCACCCGCACACUGAUGGUGCAGACGUUUUCCCGCUGCAUCCUGUGCUCUCAGGACGAAGUAGACCUCGAUGAGUUACUUGCCGCCCGGUUGGUGACGUUUCUGAUGGACAACCACCAGGAGAUCCUGAAGGUCCCUUUGGCCCUGCAGACCUCCAUAGAGGAGCGCGUGGCCCAUCUCCGGCGAGUCCAGAUCAAAUACCCAGGAGCUGACAUGGACAUCACGUUGUCUGCCCCUUCAUUCUGCCGCCAAAUCAGUCCCGAGGAAUUCGAAUACCAGAGGGCGUUUGGGUCGCAGGAGCCCCUGGCAGCCUUGCUGGAGGAGGUCAUUACAGAUGCCAGACUCUCCAACAAAGAGAAGAGGAAGAAACUUAAGCAGUUUCAGAAAUCAUAUCCUGGAGUCUACCAAGAGCGAUUUCCUACACCCGAAAGUGAGGCACUUCUGUUUCCUGAAAAGCCGAAACCCAAGCCCCAGCUGCUCUUGUGGGCCCUGAGGAGGCCCUUCCAACCCUUCCAGAGGACUCGGAGCUUUCGCAUGUGAUGCUCCCCCUGACCCCCCACCCGGGGCUCAGAGACCUCUGGCGGGGAUGGCUUUGAGUACAUGUGUGGAGGAAGGAGAGAGAAAUGCAGGGUUUUAGGAAAAGUCAGAUUCACUGACUUUUAAAUGUUGAGCCAUUGUCAGUAUUUUUUUUUUUUUUUUAUAAAACUCAAUGCUGUUUUCUAAGUUGUGAAAAAUUACAGGUUAAAUAGAUAGUGGUAAUGUCACCGAGUUUGGAAUUGUUACAAAAUAAUGGUAAGGUUUUUUUUUUUUUUUAAAUCUGUGUACGUGUUGUUUUCUGUGGUGUUUGUAAAAUAAUUGUGUGUACUACCCUAGCUACUGAUGGCUUGCUAAGGCCAUCUUAAGAGCAGUGUGUGAAUAAGGACGACCCUGGCCCUGUGACUGUGAUGUCAUUGACACUUGUCAAUCUGGUUUCUCCUGUGUACCUUCCAGUGUUUGGUGUUGUGCAGAGCUUCUUCCCGCACAGGUCUGUCGCGUGCUGCUCACCCACAGGUGGAAUCCAUUCUCAUCCGCCUGCAGCGGGGUCAUUUGAAUCUUAAAGACAGAUGAUCAAGCUGGAUAAGUUCUUUGGGACCUCUAAGACCUGUAAUCCUCGGUUACAUCUGUGGGUUUUUUUUUUUUU
This is a messenger RNA of Jaculus jaculus (lesser Egyptian jerboa), 2269 nucleotides long. It is a transcript of the gene Depdc1b, whose product is annotated as DEP domain containing 1B. The coding region runs from base 40 to 1629 and encodes 529 amino acids. Lineage: Eukaryota; Metazoa; Chordata; Mammalia; Rodentia; Dipodidae. The transcript is spliced from 11 exons. The record is from RefSeq and is a predicted model, not a curated record. Gene Ontology annotation, biological process: positive regulation of Wnt signaling pathway; intracellular signal transduction.